Messenger RNA from Penicillium coprophilum, 1494 nucleotides. RefSeq names its product FAD-binding oxidoreductase. The transcript is spliced from 6 exons. Lineage: Eukaryota; Fungi; Ascomycota; Eurotiomycetes; Eurotiales; Aspergillaceae. The record is from RefSeq and is a predicted model, not a curated record. Bases 1 to 1494 code for a protein of 497 amino acids. Gene Ontology annotation, molecular function: FAD binding.
AUGAUCCCAGGCAACGGAUGGCGUGCUCUGGCUCUAUCCCUGGCUAUUGUCCCUGGGGCAGUGGCAGAUAUAUGCAAGACGCUCGAGGCCGGCGGCAUUGACAUCGAACGCCGCCUUUCGUUGGCCUAUCAGGCCGAUCAAAGGGAAUACUGGUCCACUGCAUGCGGUGAUCUCAAGCCAACAUGCAUUGCAGCCCCCUCCAGUGCCGCGGAGAUGGCGCAGGUCAUCAAGAACCUGCAUGAUGUGGAUACUCUCUUCGCCAUCAAGAGCGGAGGACAUAAUCCCAACAACGGAUUUUCUAGUAUCCAGGACGGAUUGCUGGUCUCGACUAAAAAUCUGGACCAGGUUGAUUAUAACCCCAAGGAUCAGACUGCUAUCAUUGGCCCGGGCCUUUCAUGGGAAGAGGUCCUGGAAGGCCUGGAAGGCACUGGGCGGACUGUUGUUGGAGGUCGAAUUGGAGAAGUCGGAGUUGGUGGAUUUAUGCUCGGAGCCGGUAUGAGUUUUCUGAGCACCCAGUACGGCUGGGCUGCGAACAAUGUCUUGGACUUCGAAGUCGUCCUUGCCAACGGUACCAUUGUCCACGCAACCGAAAAGCAAAACCAAGACCUUUUCCUUAGCUUGAAGGGAGGCGGCAACAACUUUGGAGUUGUUACUGCAUACACCGUGCAGACGCAUCCUCAAGACCACAAAGUCUGGGGUGGCACCUAUUCAUUCACACACGACAAGACCUCCGAGGUUCUCGAGGCAGUGCGUCACUUCACUGACGAGUACCCUGAUGACAAGGCGGCAAUCAUCGCGACGUUUGAGCGCAGUCUCAUUCUUGAUUUCUGUCUGUUGUUCGUCUUCUACGACGGCCCCGAGCCUCCCGCUGGAGUCUUCGACCGGUUCACUGCUAUUAAGCACACCUCAAGCGUCAAGACUUGGGAUACCUAUUACGACUUGGUCAAGCACAACGACUUCUUUAGUCUGAAGGGACAACGAUACAACAUCGCCACCGAGACCACACCCCUUCCCAACAGUACCGUAGGAGCAGGCCCGCUCCAGGACUACUAUGACUAUUUCCACGACGUCACAAAGUCCGUACUAGGAGUCACCGGCGCACUUGGUACAAUUGCCUUCCAACCCAUGCCCAAGGCAUUCUCUCAAAAGGCCAAAGACCGCGGUGGUGAUCUCCUUGACAUUCCCUCCGAUCAAGCAUACAUUAUCAUGGAGCUCGACUACUCCUACGCUUUCGCCAUCGAUGACACCAAGAUGGACGCAGCCACCGUUGAACUCUACCAGGGAAUCGGCAAUUUGGUCCAGAAGAACAUUGACGAUGAUCUUCUUCCCGAUGUGUAUCGACCAUUGUUCAUGAAUGACGCAUACCAUCGCCAGGAUUACUGGGGUCGUAUCAGCCCCGAGUCCAAGGCGCUUGCUCUGAAGACAAGAAAGGCGUAUGAUCCCGAAGGGUUCUUCCAGCAGCGGACAAGUGGAGGUUGGAGACUGAAGGACUAG